GCAUGCGCGGAGGGACGGCCGCUCUCGGAAGCCAUGUUCGGUGGUAGUGGCCGAUCGUGAUUUGUGAGGGCGGAGGAUCCGCGUCCAGGAGGCGGAGGUGACGGGUGGGCGGGCGCUGUUGCCGCCGUUACCCUGCCCGGGGUGGGGGGGUGGGUUAGGGCAGCGCGGCCUGACCGCCGCCGGCGGGUGGUGCCCCUCUCCGUCGUUAGGCGUGCUCCAUGUGAGGCGGGCUGGAAUGAACGAGAGGCGCUUCCAGCGGCCGCAGGAAGGCGUCGCCGAAGCCCCGCACUUGUUCUAGUUGUUUCGGGCCCCCGGGUUUCGGGGGGGUGGGGGCGGCAGGAGGAGGAGGAGGCGGCUCCAUCAUGACUUCCCAUGGCAGCUUCGAUCUGUCCCGGAGGAACCCGCAGGAGGACUUCGAGCUGAUCCAGAGGAUCGGCAGCGGCACCUAUGGCGAUGUUUACAAGGCUCGGAAUGUCAAUACUGGAGAGCUAGCAGCUAUAAAAGUUAUUAAGCUGGAGCCUGGUGAAGACUUUGCCAUUGUACAGCAGGAGAUUAUAAUGAUGAAAGAUUGUAAACACUCAAACAUUGUCGCGUAUUUUGGCAGUUACCUCAGGCGCGACAAGUUAUGGAUCUGUAUGGAGUUUUGUGGUGGUGGGUCAUUACAAGAUAUUUAUCAUGUGACAGGACCUUUAUCAGAACUACAGAUAGCUUAUGUGUGCAGAGAAACAUUGCAGGGUUUAUAUUAUCUUCAUAGCAAAGGAAAAAUGCACAGAGACAUAAAGGGAGCAAAUAUUCUUCUGACAGAUAAUGGCCAUGUGAAAUUAGCUGAUUUUGGAGUUUCUGCGCAGAUCACUGCAACUAUAGCAAAAAGAAAAUCGUUUAUUGGUACUCCAUAUUGGAUGGCCCCAGAAGUUGCAGCUGUGGAGAGGAAAGGUGGAUAUAAUCAACUGUGUGAUAUCUGGGCAGUUGGUAUAACUGGUAUUGAGCUCGCUGAACUUCAGCCACCAAUGUUUGACUUGCAUCCAAUGAGGGCUUUGUUUUUGAUGACAAAAAGCAACUUCCAGCCCCCAAAGUUGAAGGACAAGAUAAAAUGGUCUACUAAUUUUCAUCAGUUUGUAAAACUGGCACUUACGAAAAAUCCUAAGAAAAGACCGACUGCUGAGAAAUUAUUGCAGCACCCAUUUGUGGCACAGUCUUUGAGUCGUACCCUUGCUAUUGAAUUGCUUGAUAAAUUGAACAACCCAGAUCAUUCCAGUUAUCAUGACUUUGAUGAUGAUGAUCCUGAGCCUCCAAUAUCGGUUCCUCAUCGAAUUCAGUCCACUAGCAGAAAUGUGAGGGAAGAAAGGACGCGGUCAGAGAUUAACUUUGGACAAAUAAAAUUUGAUCCACCAAUGCGAAAGGAAACCGAGCCUCAUCAUGAACUUCCCAACUGUGAUGAUUUUUUCGACAUUUCAGAAGAGAUCUACUACACAGCAAGAUCUAAUCUGGAUCUACAGCUAGAAUAUGGCCAAGGACCCCAAAGCAGUUAUUUUUUUAGUGGAAAUAAGAGUCUUCUGAAGUCAGUGGAAGAGGAAUUGCAUCAGCGGGGACACGUGGCACAUUUAGAUGAUGAUGGUGAUGAUGAUGAAUCUGAACAUUCAACAAUGAAACCCAGAGUGCCACCACCUCUUCCUCCCAAGCCAAAGUCCAUCUACAUACCACAGGAAAGCAGUUAUAAUGAAGAGGAGAAUCAAGGAACAAUCAAGAGAUGUCCACUUGACAGUCCUGCACGACCAAGCACACAAGUGCCACCAAGACCUCCCCCUCCCCGGUUACCUCCUAACAGCAGUUAUACCAGAAACACUGCCCUAGCAAAUGGAGUAAACUCCACGCAGGUGAAUGGGGAGAAAGACAGCAGUCCUCAACAGCAGUAUGAAAACAGAAGUAGUUAUCCACCAGGGCUUCCUCCAAGGAAGGAUAAGAAGGACCUCCCUAAACCUAUUAGUAAUGGUCUUCCUCCAACCCCAAAAGUGCAUAUGGGUGCAUGUUUCUCUAAGGUUUUUAAUGGUUGCCCUCUGAAAAUUCACUGUGCAACAUCAUGGAUUAAUCCAGACACAAGAGAUCAGUACCUCAUAUUUGGUGCUGAAGAAGGCAUUUAUACUUUAAAUCUUAAUGAAUUGCAUGAAACAUCAAUGGAGCAGCUUGUCCAGAGAAGGUGCACAUGGUUGUAUGUAAUGAACAAUUCAUUAUUAUCGAUAUCUGGAAAAGCUUCACAACUUUAUUCUCACAACUUGUUGGGUCUUUUUGAAUAUGCUAGACAAAUGCAAAAAUUGCCAGUCUCUAUUCCUGCAUACAGACUUCCAGACAGGAUACUUCCAAGGAAAUUUGCAGUAUCUACAAAAAUUCCAGAUACAAAAGGCUGCCAAAAAUGUUGCGUUGUAAGGAAUCCUUACACAGGACACAAGUAUCUCUGUGGUGCAUUGCAAUCCAGCAUCGUUUUGUUGGAGUGGGUUGAACAAAUGCAGAAGUUUAUGUUGAUCAAAAAUGUUGACUUUCCUCUGCCAAAUCCAUUGAAAGUCUUUGAAUUGCUGGUGGUUCCAGAACAGGAAUACCCAUUAUUGUGUGUUGCUGUCAGUAAAGGAACAGAACUUAAUCAAGUUGUGCGAUUUGAAACUGUCAAUCCAAACUCUACUUCAUCCUGGUUUACGGAAACAGAUACACCACAGGCAAAUGUCAUCCAUGUGACCCAGCUUGAAAGAGAUACAAUAAUAGUCUGCAUGGACCGAUGCUUAAAGAUUGUAAAUCUUCGAGGUAGAUUGAAAUCCAGCAGAAAACUGUCUUCAGAGCUGACAUUCACUUUUCAAAUUGAGUCGAUAGUUUGUUUGCAGGAUAGUGUGCUUGCUUUUUGGAAACACGGAAUGCAGGGAAGAAGUUUUAAGUCAAAUGAGAUAACACAAGAAAUUUGUGACAAUUCAAGGAUCUUCAAACUUUUAGGCUCUGACAGAGUUGUGGUGCUGGAAAGUAGACCAACAGACAACCCGACUGCCAAUAGCAACUUGUACAUCUUGGCUGGCCAUGAAAACAGCUAUUGAUUGGUGUCAGAUUUUUGCAUGGGAGUGCACAAAAGAAAAUUCAUGACUGGUUUCUUUAGCAUUGAAGAAUGUUUGAGAAUGAUCAGAAAUCACAGUACUGUCUAUGUCAUAGACAAAAAAAUCAAUGGUUUAUUUAUUGUGGUAUCAAACGUGGGGGACAUUAAGUGCCACAGCCACCUUAAUUUCAAAAUGCUACACAAGUGCUUGGUUUACCGUAUGUAAUCUUUGUACAUAAAUGUGUAGUUUUUCCAGUGCAUCCUUCAUCUUGUUGAAGUUGCACAGUUUAACUCUUAAUGUAGAUAGUAGUGCAUAUGAUGUACAGUUAAGUAUCUUUACUGUACAGAUGUGUAAAGGUUUGCAUGAUGCAAAACUUAAUAUGGGUACUGCUUUUAAGGAAUUAUUUGGGUUUUACUUUAUUCUGUUGAGAUUAGUAUAUAUUUUGCAGCAAGAAACGAGCAGUAUACCCAUGUAAUCAUCUGACUAACACUGUUGUAUUUUAAAGUGUAAUUUAGAUAUGAAUUGGAAUAAUCUUGAAGGGUUGUAAUCCAAAUUUUUCAUUCGUUUGCUUGUUGGUUUUAACAGUUUUCUUGCAAGUACACUGGUAUUAAGUUUGCACAGUAAUGCUGAGAAAAUGUGAUGUAUUUUACUCACGUAGUUAUCUAGUGAUCUGUGGGGCAUCCAUUUGGAUCUAAUUGUCCUAUUUUCAAAAGUAGCAAAGAAGUGCCACUGUUUAAUGGCUGUUGAUGUCUUUUAUAUUAUCAUGUUUUAAAUAUACAAAGAAAUUUGGAUUGGGUUGGCAAACUUUUACUAUCCCAAUAACAUCUGCAUUUUACAGAGCGAAAAUUAAAUACAAUAGUAGCGUUUUUUUUCUGCUCUUAAGUCAUGCUGCCUAUGUUGGCAUGACUUCAAAAGCAAAUACAACUGUAUCUUUUGUAUAUGGGAAUAUGAAAACACUGUAAAAAGCUUAAACUAACUAAGGUACCAACAUGCAAAAUCUUCAGAAAGUCUUGUUCAUAAAAUUAUACACAACUUUUGAUGUAACACUAUACCAUUGCAUUAAUAUCAUCCAGUUAUACAUGUUCAGCUGCCAAUAACUUUUGUAAUUAAACAAAGACUUAACUUUUCUAAAUGGUAGGGGUUUGAAACAUCCGAUUUCAGUUUAUUAAUUGAAACUGUUCCUUGUGUAAGCCUCAUUCUGCCAAAUCUACAUGCAUUCAUCAGCAUUUCUCCCCAAACUCUUGUAUGCUCCUUUACACACAACAAAAGUUAGUUAAGUGUUUCUACCUCAUGUAGAUAUUAUUUUUGUGGGAAACACUCAGCACAAAAGCAUUAUUGGUAUUAGAGAUUUUCUGCUGACUCAGUCAGUUCGAAGUGUCUAAUAUUUGUAUAAAUUAUCAACAUAAUUGCACAGUAAGGCAUGUUACUUUUUUUUAUACAUUUCCAUGUUUUCAUUUGAUUAUGGUCAUUGGGAACAAAAGCUAUGAUUUGUGUUGAUUAGCCAAAUUACUGACAUGAUUCAUUCUAUUGUUUCUGAUUAUGUAUAUACUGUAAAAUAAAUUUGAAGGGUUUACAUUGAA
Pristis pectinata (smalltooth sawfish) is the source of this 4648-nucleotide messenger RNA. RefSeq names its product mitogen-activated protein kinase kinase kinase kinase 3b (gene map4k3b). Gene Ontology annotation, biological process: protein phosphorylation. The transcript has 34 exons. Lineage: Eukaryota; Metazoa; Chordata; Chondrichthyes; Rhinopristiformes; Pristidae. Gene Ontology annotation, molecular function: ATP binding; MAP kinase kinase kinase kinase activity. The record is from RefSeq and is a predicted model, not a curated record. Bases 363 to 3071 code for a protein of 902 amino acids.